AUGCCCUUGGAUCCAGAAAUAGACCCCAAGGUAACAGAGGUUGGUCUCAAUCAAUCAGAGGCUGAACAAAUACAGCUAGCAGCAAUGGCUGCGGCGGCUGCUGGAUCGCCUGGCAGGCCUGAUGAUUAUGCCUCCUUCAUUGAGCAAGCCGUAGCACAUCAGCAAGCCGAACAACAACAUAACCAACAACAACGGCAUCAAGAUAGCCAAGAACCUUCAAACAUAGUGACCUUACCUUCAAAUUUGCAUCAACCAAUGACAACGACAGAAUUGGCUCUCAAAGCACUCAAUGGUUCGUCCAAUGUCACUGAACGUACUCCGGGCCCCUUCAAUGAUGUAAAAAAUGAUAUACCGAUCCCCAGUCGAUAUGAUGCGGAGUCAAAUGAUAGCCAUCUUGAUUUUGUUUCAAUGGAUCCAGGAACUUCCAAAGAUCAAUCGAUAAAUAGACCCAAUCUUUCUAGUGUAUCAUCUCCACUGGAAAGCUCCUCAGAUCAUAACUAUAGCGAGUCCAUUAUCUCUAAGUUUCGUCUCGACUCUCUACCUGUUAUUGGGCCUGGUUCUCGUGGGGGCAAGGUCAGGCUAAGGGGUGGUAAAAAUCCUCAGCUGAUCAGAGACAGAAGAACAAAUCAUCAACUGAAAGGAUUCAAGACAAUAUUUGAGAACCCCUCAUCAAGAGAAAUUGUAACUGUGAUUGAUGAUAGAAACGAAAAUUACAAAGACAAAAGUGACACAUCGAAGAAUACGGAGGAAUUUAUACCUUCAGAUCCUGCUAAUCAUCCUCGCAUUAUUUUAGAAGAUUAUAAUUCCAUUGUCACAAGAGGAAUUACAACUGCUCGAGAUGAUGCUCCCAAAAGAGGAAGAGGUCCAAGUAAGAAAAGACUUCUUGAAAUGGGGAUAUCAGUCACUCCGGUUGUGAAGAAGCUAAGAGGUAGACCAAAAGGCAGCAAGAACAGAGCUACCAAAUCUUCUUUUCAUUUGGGUACCAAAGAAGAUCUUAAUCUCAAUCCAUGGGAUCCUGCUAUAUUAUCGAUCGCCGAAUCAGUGGAAAGUGGCUUAGAGCAUCAUCCCAUUGCACUAGGUUACCCAAUACGGCCCACAAGUAUUGCCAGAGACAUUCUAUAUAUUAGUGGAGUGAUAAAGCAAAUACGUCCUGAUCUGCCGUUGAGUCCACAGGACUUUGAAGCCGGGUUACAACUCAACAACAAACUAACAGUGGAUGAACCUUCUUCACUUGCGAAUAUUGCACAACUAUCUCUCGCACAAUCGUAUCCUCUGGGAAAUGCCAGUGAAACAAUGAAAAUUGUAUAUGGAGUUCUUGUGGGUUCGAUAUUGGAUAUGCCACAAAGUACCCUUGACUCAGGUGACUAUUCAAAGUACUUUCAAUUAUUAUCAGAAAGGAUCUCAGUUUCUGGUUUGGAACUGAAUGGCUUCAACCUGGAUAAACCUUUUCUCAACCAGGGACUUGAUGACUUGUCUGCCAAUGAGCGGCUUAAAUUGCUAACUUCUUUGGCUCAGUUGGCUGCAGGAAAGAAUUUUGGUGAUGAUUUUGACCCUGUCCAACAAUUUGAGAUUUUAAGAUUAGGCACAGUUGGAACCUUUUAUCUUGCAAAAAGUGCAGGCCAUUUCAAAAUGUAUACCAAGCUUCCGGCCGCAGUGCGUGUGGAAAACAUUUGGGCUUCUACAGUGAUAGUGACAGAAUCUCUCACUCGUAAAAAUGACUUAUGGUAUGAAGUAUGUGAAAAUAAGGAAGAGUUGAGCACAUUCAUAGCUUAUUUGUCAUUCAGAUUGAGCCCUUACUCUAAACAGAAUAUGAAGGAGUUCAGUUCUUUAAUACCAAAGAGAACCAUUCGCAAUUCCGCUCUAGCUGGAGCUCUCACAAAAUUUGUCGAACACUUAAAGGAUUUUAGAAAGCAAUUACUAUGA
Messenger RNA from Komagataella phaffii GS115, 1923 nucleotides. RefSeq lists its product as hypothetical. The transcript has a single exon. The record is from RefSeq and is a predicted model, not a curated record. The coding region runs from base 1 to 1923 and encodes 640 amino acids. Lineage: Eukaryota; Fungi; Ascomycota; Pichiomycetes; Pichiales; Pichiaceae.